Molecule: messenger RNA, 2311 nt
Organism: Thalassophryne amazonica
Lineage: Eukaryota; Metazoa; Chordata; Actinopteri; Batrachoidiformes; Batrachoididae
Gene: slc32a1
Product: solute carrier family 32 member 1
Exons: 2
Coding region: 326-1906 (526 amino acids)
Biological process (GO): amino acid transmembrane transport
Cellular component (GO): vacuolar membrane
Molecular function (GO): amino acid transmembrane transporter activity
Source: RefSeq, a predicted model, not a curated record
UAAAGCUUUUGCGCACGCCGCGUCGAGCGUCACAGAGAGUGUGCGCGCAUUGCCAAGAUGCACACACGGAGCGGCGGCGACGUCUGAAGGUGACAUGAACCUGGAGAUAAUCGAGAGCAGCAGGCGUACACCGAAUAAGAAGUGGAGAUAACAACAGAAAACCGCCGGCGCCUUGAUCCAAAAACUUGCUGCUUUCGCCGUGACUUUAUCUCGUGCGGAGAAUCAAGAGUAGCAGUCCAAAGUAAGCCUGAAAUUUUGCCUACUGCAGGAGAGGAGAUUAAAAAAAAUCGCAAUUAAGCAGUAGGGAGUCGGGAGAGGAACGAAAAUGGCGACGUUAAUCAGAAGCAAGCUGUCUAAUAAACUGUCCAACGCGGCCACGACGGUCUCCAACAAAUCCCAGGCGAAGGUGAGUGGGAUGUUCGCCAGGAUGGGCUUCCAGGCCGCCACCGACGAGGAGGCUCUGGGCUUCGCCGCGUGUGAUGACCUGGACUACGACCACAGACAAGGCAUGCAGAUGGAUAUUUUGACGUCCGAAGAGAUGGGAGGAGAGGGGAGCGGAGACGGAGCGGUGCUGGAAGGAGACAGCCACUACCAGAGAGACGGAACCGGCCCGCCGCCCUCAGCCUCGAAGGACGGAGGUCUGACGGACGAACUGGCUGAAGUCAAACCAAAAAUUACCGCCUGGGAGGCGGGCUGGAACGUCACGAAUGCAAUCCAGGGGAUGUUCGUGCUCGGUUUGCCCUACGCCAUCCUGCACGGAGGAUACCUCGGACUCUUCCUGAUUAUUUUCGCCGCCGUGGUGUGCUGCUACACGGGCAAAAUCCUCAUCGCCUGUCUGUACGAGGAGGAUGAAGACGGGCAGCUCGUGCGCGUCAGGGACUCUUACGUGGACAUUGCCAAUGCCUGCUGCGCGCCCAGAUUCCCGUCUUUAGGUGGCCACAUCGUGAAUGUAGCGCAGAUCAUCGAGCUGGUGAUGACGUGCAUCCUGUACGUGGUGGUCAGCGGCAAUCUCAUGUACAACAGCUUCCCCAACAUGCCGAUUUCUCAGAAGUCGUGGGCCAUCAUCGCCACCGCCGCCCUCCUCCCGUGCGCCUUCCUCAAGAACCUGAAAGCCGUCUCCAAGUUCAGCCUGCUGUGCACGCUGGCCCACUUCGUCAUCAACAUCCUGGUGAUCGCUUACUGCCUCUCUAGGGCGAGGGACUGGGCCUGGGACAAGGUCAAGUUCUACAUCGACGUCAAGAAGUUCCCCAUCUCCAUUGGGAUUAUCGUGUUCAGCUACACCUCGCAGAUUUUCCUGCCCUCUCUGGAGGGCAACAUGCAGAAACCCAGCGAGUUCCACUGCAUGAUGAACUGGACUCACAUCGCUGCCUGUAUCCUCAAAGGUCUGUUUGCCCUCGUGGCCUAUUUAACCUGGGCUGACGAAACCAAGGAGGUCAUCACAGACAACCUGCCCUCCACCAUCCGAGCCGUAGUCAACAUCUUCCUCGUGGCCAAAGCUUUGCUGUCCUAUCCGCUGCCGUUUUUCGCCGCCGUCGAGGUGCUGGAGAAAACCUUUUUCCAAGACGGGGGACGCGCGUAUUUCCCAGAUUGCUAUGGGGGCGAUGGACGCCUGAAAUCCUGGGGACUCACUCUCCGAUGUAGCCUUGUUGUGUUCACGUUACUCAUGGCGAUUUACGUGCCACAUUUCGCCUUGCUCAUGGGCCUCACCGGCAGCCUAACGGGGGCGGGUUUGUGUUUCCUGCUGCCCAGUCUCUUCCACCUCAAGCUUUUAUGGAGAAAGCUGCUGUGGCACCAGGUGUUCUUCGACGUGUCCAUCUUUGUAAUAGGAGGUAUAUGCAGCAUAUCUGGCUUCAUUCAUUCCAUGGAGGGCCUCAUCGAGGCUUUCAAAUACAACAUAGAAGAAUAGAGGCGUCGAUGUUCAAAUCUUCAUUUUAGUGAGAAUUGAAAAAUAAAUACAUAAAAAAAAAAACAACCAGUCACGGAAAAAGUGCAACUACCCCCCUCCCGUUUCCUGCUUAAUCCAUGCGUAAAAGCGCGCACCAGAACGCGUUUCCAGCACUCAUACUGCAGUCUCGCAUUUGAUUCACAAAAGGCCCACGCGAGUGCACGCACAAAAAAUCCGAAAGGAGUGGAGCAAUGCACCCACGAACACGGACAAUACAUAUUUGUACAAAUAAAUACAACAAAAGUACAUUUACAUAUUUUCCAGUGGAGUGAACGUUUACAAUGUUGACCUUAAAAGCGCAACGUGAGAAAAUUCACUUCAUGCAUAGAGGAUAAGAUGUGAUUUUAAUCGUGGCUUUAUUUUAAA